Messenger RNA from Schistosoma intercalatum, 1482 nucleotides. Lineage: Eukaryota; Metazoa; Platyhelminthes; Trematoda; Strigeidida; Schistosomatidae. The record is from the annotation of a GenBank genome assembly.
AUAUAGAUAUUAGAUAUUGGGUUUUGCGGUAAGUUCGUUGAAACGAAAGAGAGGGGAAUCUGAGCUGGCCUGACCCUGGGUUUUGCUGUACCAAUGGCUAUUUCGCAUACUUUAGGGACUGACUCACUUGUUAGUCAUGCCUUCAACAGAGAUGGUACAGAACUCGCCCUUUCUGUCAAUACUAGUGACGUUUACUUGUUGAGUGUUCCGGAAUCACCCAGUGGAAGGUUCCAGGUUAUCGAUGUCCUACGGGAACAUAGUGCUUUGGUUACAAGUAUAGACUGGGCACCACAGACAAAUAGGAUUGUUUCAUGUUCUGCUGAUCGUAAUGCCUACGUGUGGAAUAAGCAGUCAGACAAUAAAUGGAAGCCAACACUGGUUUUGCUCAUGAUCGAUAGAGCUGCAGUGUGCGUAAAGUGGUCUCCAUUAGAGGACCGUUUUGCUGUGGGUAGUGGUUCCAAACUUUUGGCAGUGUGUUGGUUUGACGAAGAAAGUGAUUGGUGGAUUGGCAAAAAGAUUAAAAAGCCUAUAAGAUCUACCGUCACGUGUAUUGAUUGGCAUCCAAAUAAUGUUCUUCUAGCUUGUGGGUCAAGCGACUUUCAUGCGAGAAUAUUCUCAGCCUUCACAAGCUCUGGCCCUUCGGAAUCAGUGUGGGGCAAACACACCCCUUUGGGUGCCGUGCUUUUUGACUAUUCGGAUGGGGAAGGUGGUUGGGUUCUGAGCGUUUCAUUUUCGGCAGAUGGAAAUAAAUUAGCAUGGACUAAGCAUAAUUCAACAAUUUUUGUAGCUGAUGCAAGUAUCAGUGCCACACCUAUUGUUACACGUUUACGAACUGAUUUCUUACCUUUCGUCAGUUGCAUUUGGAUUGGACCAUCAACUUUUGUAGCAGGUGGUUACGACUGUUGUCCUAUGCUGUUUAGAUAUAAUGACCAAUCGAUCAGUUUUGUUCACCAGUUGGAUACUAAGAGUGAAUCUCGAUAUGGUGGAAAGGUAACAGCUAUGAAGAAAUUUCAAGAUAUUGAUCGCAUGGCUACAGCUGAUAAUACUAGCUCUCGUUUACCGACGAUUCAUCAAAAUUGCAUUAAUGAAAUUCGAAUUCUUAAAGGUGAUCGUUCAAUGGCUUCAGAACUCAGUUCAGUCGGUCGAGAUGGUAAUCUCGUAUUGUGGAACUUUCCAACACUAUCUGAACAAAUUGCAGAUUUAAAGAUAGUUUGAUGUGUCUCGGUAAUUCCCUUAGUCAGGAGAUUUGUACGUUUAUGUCAAACUCGGUUACAAUUUAUAUUGUGAUCACUGCGAAUGACCGCAUAAUUACCAUCAUCUUUCUUACCAAUGAUUUUCACAAUUUGUGUGUAAACUAAAUAUUUUAUAAUCAUUUUACUUAAUUAUUCAGAAACAGUUUUUCUUUCUUUCAAUUAUGUGGGUAUGUGUAUUUGUGUCGAUCUUUAUGUAAAUGUAAAGAACACACUAAAAGAGAGUUUAUUU